CUCCCCGGUCCUCAUAAUCCUCCCAUCACUUGCCCUGGUGCCCCUCCCUCACGGUCCACUGUUCUAUCAGAUUUCUUCUUAUUCAGCUGUUUAUAUUACCCAACUAUUACCUCCCAUCUUGUACCCUGACUCCGUCUUCUCCAGUCCCAAUGAAGGACCGAAACACCGCCUUUUAUUCCUCUCCAUUGACGCUGCCUGACCUGCUGAGUUCCUCCAGCAUUUUGUGUGUGUUGCUCUGGAUUUCCAGCAUCUGCAGAAUCUCUUGUGCCUUCUGCCUGAAUGGUGAGACACCCUGCCGGCCUCAGUACCUUUUUGUUGUGCGCUGUGCAGUCUUGGUCAAUGAAACUAUUAAAAGAUUAGCUUUAUCUAUCACAUGCACAUCGAAGCACCGACUAACACAGUCCGAGGAUGUGCGAGCAUCGCGUGUCCACGAGUUACUAACCCUAACCGGUACCUGUUCUGAAUGUGGAUGGAACCCGUAGUACUGGAUGAAACCCACGAGGUUGCGAGGAGAGCGUACAAACUCUUUACAGAAUGCGGCGGAAGUGAAUACUCGUCGUUGGCCCUGUAACAGCGUAGUGCAAUUCCUCUGUGCUGGCAUGGGUCCAGGGGGAACGGGCCCUGAGCGCGCCAGUGUCUCCUCGGAGAAUGGGACUGAGUGUGGUUCGUGUCUCCCCGGACAGUGGCACUGGGCACUAGGAUUCUUGCUGUGAGGAAAACCCCGAGUUACAUUGAGCAGUUCACAGGCAGGUCGCUGCUGGCGGGAGUUAACGUCAGAACAUCACUCCUCGUCACUGUGACCCGCCCCCCGCCCCAGUUCUUUGAACCCACCUUCGGCUCCCAUCCGCUGAUGUACCCCACUUUCAAUAGUACCACACAUGUAUCCCCUCACCCCCUGAGCGGAUCCUGCUCUCCCCUCGGGGUCGGUCUGACUGCCAGCACUCCCCGGGUUACUCUGCGACCAGGGACGGUUCGUGUGCAGCGUUGCAGAACCCGAGGGAGGGCUCAGGGAUAUUGGCCCGGAUCCCAGGGCCAGCGUCAGAAGUGAAUUCCGUAGGUUUCUGCGGGCCCGCCCCGGCAGCGCAGACGGUACGGACUAACGGGGUUUGCUUCAGGGGAUUAAAUAAGCGGCGCGGAGAAGCCGCUGUGACCAGCGAAAUUUCUGAGCGACUCGCGGGAGAGUAGAGGAAGGGGCGAUCUGCCUGGGUUCAUGCCCCGGCCACUGCCCAAUGAUCCUGGGGGUGGAUAAAAGAGAGGGGAGGGUGUGGACAGCGCGGGGAGAUCGAGGGUCAGCGUGAUCCCCCUCCGUGUCCUGCAGACCUGCCCCUGGCUGGUGGAUCGAUCGGCAGCUGCGGCGCCGCGCUCCGCAGUCGGGCCUGGAGCAGAGGGUGGGGGGAGGUAGGGCGAGGGUUUGGCCGGCGUGUGAGGGAAGGGGACAGACGAAGGAGGAGUCUGGCUGGGGGAUAGCAGAGGAGUAUGCUGACCCCACCUCCGGUACCUUGUCACAGGACACGGCUCGCUGACAGGCCAGCGAUGGGUGUGGACGUACUUAAGUGUUUUCCCUGGUACAGCAGGCGCAGGGAGCGCGGCAAGUUGGCCAAGAGGCAGAGGCUGGAAGGUCCCGUAUCCCCGCUGGAGUCUGUGCACCCGAUCAAGCCAGGGGCCGGCGGCCAUAAUCUCGGUUACGGCGCUUACUUCAGCGAGAAAGCGAGAGUUUCCUUCCGCCACGAGCUGGACUCGCCCACCUCUGCCAUAAACUCCACCAUCUGACCCUGCAACGUACGGCCACAAGGCGCCGGGCCCCGGGAUGCUUGGCCGAGCUGUGUCCGUUCGCGUCACCCUGCGGGGUGGGACUGGUUGGCUGCAAGUCUCCGGCAAUCUGUCCUCGGCCGGCUGAUGGGAGGCGACGCCUGCUUGGUGUACGGAUUCAUUUUCACCUCCGGUUGGGUGAACAUUUACAGCGUGGUGUCAGAGUAUGAAAGCAGACCGUUCGGCCCACCAUGGCUAUACUGGACAUACUUAUCCUAUGCUACGCAGCCGCUCGGUUUUGCUAGCUUCCCUCCAUCCUUCACCACGUUCAGACCGCAGGUGAAAUGAUAUGCGACCCCAGUACUGGAGAGCGGGCGACUGCAGAGUGGCACCGUCUCUUACAGCCGAGAGUAGACUGGCUGGACUGGUCGUGAAAGAAUUGGCCGUGGGCAACCGCGGCUGUUGUUUGGUGGAUGCCAGAGUAAACGCUUUGUCAAUAAACUGCUUGUCAGGAGGAGUUGUUAAUGUGUUUUGGGGACAGUGGGAAGGAUGUGGAGGUAUUUAAUACCCAUCCCGCAGGGAGAAAGGCACUCACAAUCAGCCCCGAUGCUAUUAGCAGUGUAAGUGUGAUCUCCCGGUACUUCACAUCAAACCAUGGGCUGCGGCGGUGGGAUUGGAACCAACUGGCCAACAGCAUGGGUGGAAGGGGAAACAAUCGGAUAACAAAGUGAAUAGCAGUUGAUCCAAUGGGCGACAAAUAUUACUGAGAGGGGCAAACACGAGGAAAUCUGCAGAUGCUGGAAUUUCAAGCAACACAUAAAAGUUGCUGGUGAACGCAGCAGGCCAGGUAGCAUCUCUAGGAAGAGGUACAGUCGACGAAGGGUCUCGGCCCGAAACGUCGACUG
Mobula hypostoma (lesser devil ray) is the source of this 2654-nucleotide messenger RNA. RefSeq lists its product as uncharacterized. The record is from RefSeq and is a predicted model, not a curated record. The coding region runs from base 1477 to 1770 and encodes 97 amino acids. The transcript is spliced from 2 exons. NCBI's taxonomy places the organism in Eukaryota, Metazoa, Chordata, Chondrichthyes, Myliobatiformes, Myliobatidae.